Messenger RNA from Ochlerotatus camptorhynchus, 903 nucleotides. Its product is annotated as phenoloxidase-activating factor 2. NCBI's taxonomy places the organism in Eukaryota, Metazoa, Arthropoda, Insecta, Diptera, Culicidae. Gene Ontology annotation, molecular function: serine-type endopeptidase activity. Bases 1 to 900 code for a protein of 299 amino acids. Gene Ontology annotation, biological process: proteolysis. The transcript is spliced from 3 exons. The record is from RefSeq and is a predicted model, not a curated record.
AUGCAUCGUCUAGCUAACAACUUUUCUGUAUCCACUAAUCCUCCAAGCGGUAUAACACCCAACAUUGUAACGCCAUCAUCGUGCGCUACUGGACUAGAACGAUGUUGCUAUGCCGGUCCUUAUCAGUGUGGGCUCCAGUAUCCACCAGUUGCUUCUGCAAGAGCACCCUUAGCUGGUCAAGCUGCCUACGGUGAAUAUCCUUGGCAGGCGGUUCUGCUCGGCCCUGGUGAUAUCUACAUUGGAUCCGGUGCUCUAAUUGACCCAUUGAAUGUGAUUACGGCAGCUCACAGAAUAGCCGACUACAUAAGCGGCUCAAGGGUACUGAGGGUUCGUUUGGGAGAAUGGGACGCUUCAUCGGCAUCAGAACCUAUUCCCGCCCUGGAGUACACAGUUACCAAAAUUUUCGUUAAUCCAAACUAUAAUUCUGCGAACUUACAAAACGAUAUUGCAAUGUUGAGACUGUCGUCGGCGGUUCCAUUGGGAACUACUCCUACGAUAACUACGGCAUGCCUGCCGGCCACAUCCUUUGUUGGAUCAACAUGUUGGGUAUCGGGCUGGGGUAAAAAUGAUUUUAUCAGUGGAGCAUUUCAAGCUAUUCAGAAGGAAGUUGAUGUUGCUGUGAAAUCAUCCACCGAUUGCCAAACCGCACUCAGAACGACACGUCUAGGACCGUCCUUCGUAUUUGACUCAAACAGCUUUGUCUGUGCGGGUGGUGAAGCUGGAAAGGAUGCCUGCACUGGAGAUGGAGGAUCGCCUCUGGUGUGUUCUUUGAAUGGACGCUUUUUCAUUGUAGGGUUAGUGGCAUGGGGAAUUGGAUGUGGAACUUCGAAUAUUCCGGGAGUGUAUGUAAAUGUUGCAUCUUAUAUACCGUGGAUUACUAGAACUGUAAGCUUGACUUGAAAA